Metopolophium dirhodum (rose-grain aphid) is the source of this 1251-nucleotide messenger RNA. RefSeq lists its product as uncharacterized. Bases 1 to 1251 code for a protein of 416 amino acids. NCBI's taxonomy places the organism in Eukaryota, Metazoa, Arthropoda, Insecta, Hemiptera, Aphididae. The transcript has a single exon. The record is from RefSeq and is a predicted model, not a curated record.
AUGAGGAAGCUACAACAGAGAUACGACAAUAAAAGCUUGGUUAUUCAGUCGCAUAUUCGUGCCAUUCUCGACGCACCUCGGGUAGAGGUCACUUCGGCGAACGAAUUGCAGAAGCUGCAUUCAUGUGUUUCAACUCAUAUCACCGCACUUGAAUCGUUGUGCCAACCGGUUGAACACUGGGACGCAUGGCUCGUAACAAUUAUUCUGAGGAAAUUAGACCAGACCACAAGUCAUGAAUGGCAGUUGCGUCGAACUAACACCGAUUUACCAACAUAUAUCAAGCUGGAAGAAUUCAUUUCAGGUCGUUGUAUUGCAUUUGAGAGCUCCGAAACACUAGAUGCUAAUGAAAAGGGUGAGGAAGCAAGAUAUCCGACGAAUAGCGCAAUUAUGAAGAAGACGUCUAAUCAUACAGCUACAAGAAAAGGACUCAUAGCCUCAAUUCCCAAUAAUAUAAAAUGCAGCUGCUGCUCUGAACCACAUAAGCUAUACGCAUGUAGUAAGUUUAAAGAUCUAUCAAUAGGAGAUCGUGUCACAGUGGUUCGAGACUCGAGAUUAUGUUUUAACUGUUUUUCUCCAACUCACAUGGCAACUGUAUGUAAAUCUCUUUAUGGUUGUCGUACAUGCAGACGAAGGCACAACACGCUGUUGCACUUUGACAAGGUUCCAGAGCCUCAACAAACCACCGAAGGGGAACGGACUACAACAGAGAGGUCAAACGUGUCGGCAGCUGUAUCCGCUUUUAAUGGACUAGAACAAAAUUACACGUUUUUAGCAACUGCAUUUGUCCUUGUUGCUGAUAAGCGAAGCAAUCAGCGCAAGUGUAGAGCUCUACUUGAUAGCGGCUCACAGAAUUUUAUAUCAGGGAACCUCGCCAAGUCGCUACAACUAGAAUGUAAAAGGUCCAACCUACCAGUCGGUGGUAUUGGAGCGAGCCAAGUGAGAGCUGUAUCCUAUGUUGAAGUCUCAGUUCAAUCAAGACUGAGUGAUUAUUGGGUUAAAUUGGUAUGUUACGUGUUGACAACAAUUGUAAGUAAUUUACCAUUAUGUGAAACGCCAAAAGAGGGUUGGCAAAUUCCAGAUGACUUGAUGUCACAACUAGCAGACCCGUCCUUUCAAAAUCCAGGGACAGUUGAUUUAUUAAUAGGUGGUGGAGUAUUUUUUGAUGUGUUCAACCACUGUACCUCAGAUACCAUUAAACGUCAAGAAUGUAGUUUUGAACUUCAGCAAUCUUGGGUGGAUAGUAACCGGUGA